Mytilus californianus (California mussel) is the source of this 494-nucleotide messenger RNA. RefSeq lists its product as uncharacterized. NCBI's taxonomy places the organism in Eukaryota, Metazoa, Mollusca, Bivalvia, Mytilida, Mytilidae. The record is from RefSeq and is a predicted model, not a curated record. The transcript is spliced from 2 exons. Bases 1 to 471 code for a protein of 156 amino acids.
AUGUCUAACGUAGCAAUUGGAAAUUCAAAAUAUUUGGAUUGUUAUAACUUUAAAAAAUUUUCGCUGGACUUGACAAAUGGAGAUUUAUGGUAUGGCACUACGAAAUUAUUCAGCGCUUUUACCUUACAUUUCCAAAAAAUAACGUUGUCAACUCGAGAAAUUGGAAUAAUGACUAGGAAUGGUUGUGAUGGGGAAUGGAUAUUCAUUGGCGGUCAGAAUACAUCAUCACACUGUGAUAACCGUCGACAGUAUAUAACACCAAAUGUAACAACUACUAUUCAACAAUUGGUACAGGACAUUCGUAUUCAAGACAAGACAGUGUUAUCUGCAUAUAAAAGGAAAAAGAUAUGUGCAGAUGAUUCUAGGGUCACUUGCGUUAGCUUGGGUUGUAUAGGAAGUGUUGUCAUUAUCCUUAUUGGGAUGUUUAUAGUCAUUCUGGAUUUGUUACCAAAACGUGUCCAGUCGGAAUAGAUAAAACAAAACAAAAAAGACAA